AUGCGUUCCUCCACUGUCGCUUUCGCCGUCACUUUGGCCUUGGCCAACUCCGCAUCAGUUCUAGCUACUAGUGACUCCUCAACAGCAACCACCUUUGCUUCUCCUACCAUUUCCCAAACUGGAGAGCCCCAAGAGAUCAGUAGCUCGGUCACAGCCAGUCUGCUUCCUACCACAUCAUUAUCUGCUCUUGUUCCAAUAACAACAGCUAUCUCCAUUCCACCAAGCAGUGCUGCGUCAUCGCCCGCAUCCUCAUUCACCUCCUUCUCCAUAAGCUACGUCUCCUCCGGAUCAGCAUACUCUUCCGGUUCCGCGCCCAGUUCUAUUGUAUCCGGCAAGCCAGGUGUUUACAGCAACUCCACAAUUGUAUCUACCGCCACUGCAUCCGGUACUGGCGCCGGCACAUCUACGGCUACUGCCACCACGGAAAUUUCUGGAGCUACUACCACGGCUAGCAGAAGUGGGACUUCUUCAAGUGCGAGCGCGAGCGCCUCAUCAUCUAGCUCUGCUGCUGAUGCGUUAUCAUUGAAUGGGGCAUCUUGGAGUAUGGGAAGUCUUAUGCUUGGUGGAAUGGCUGUUGUCUUUGGCUUCUUCUAA
Messenger RNA from Sclerotinia sclerotiorum 1980 UF-70, 594 nucleotides. RefSeq lists its product with no specific name. The transcript has a single exon. Bases 1 to 594 code for a protein of 197 amino acids. The record is from RefSeq and is a predicted model, not a curated record. NCBI's taxonomy places the organism in Eukaryota, Fungi, Ascomycota, Leotiomycetes, Helotiales, Sclerotiniaceae.